This is a messenger RNA of Penaeus vannamei (Pacific white shrimp), 2255 nucleotides long. The record is from RefSeq and is a predicted model, not a curated record. Lineage: Eukaryota; Metazoa; Arthropoda; Malacostraca; Decapoda; Penaeidae.
GACCUCGGCGAGGACCCGAGUCGCGAAGGACUCCUCAAGACGCCCGAGAGGGCAGCCAAGGCCAUGCUCUUCUUCACCAAAGGAUACGAUCAGACCAUCGAUGACGUGAUGAACGGCGCAGUGUUCGACGAGGACCACGACGACCUCGUCAUCGUGAAGGACAUCGAGAUGUUCUCCGUCUGCGAGCACCACCUGGUUCCCUUCUGGGGCAAGGUGUCGGUCGGUUACCUGCCUAAUAAGAAGGUCCUCGGCCUGUCCAAGGUCGCUCGAAUUGUGGAAAUCUUCAGCCGACGACUUCAAGUGCAGGAGAGGUUGACGAAGCAGAUUGCGCUGGCGGUCGUCGAGGCCAUUCAGCCCACUGGCGUUGGUGUGGUGGUGGAGGGAACCCACAUGUGUAUGGUGAUGAGAGGCGUCCAGAAAAUCAACUCGAAGACGACCACCUCCACCAUGCUCGGGGUCUUCAGGGACGACCCCAAGACCCGCGAGGAGUUCCUCACCCUCGUCAAGUAGGUUCGUGGAAGAGCCUGGCAUAGGCCUAUCGUGAGGAGGGGCGUCAGGAGCGGAGGCGAAUGCCAAGAGGAAGAAGAGAAGGAGUAAUUUUCUUUUUUUUCUUCUUUCUCUUUUGAGGAAUUGGGAUAACAGGGUUUGUGGAUUACAAAGAAGAGAGACGGAGGAAUGACUAGGAAUUGGGAGUAACAUCGGUGGACGGCGCGGGUGAUAGGCGUCCAGGCUAGGGGGGGGGGGGGACUCGACCUACUGUGUAUUGCGACGUUCAUUUAUUCUUUUUUACAUAAAGAAGAAUAUUGUUGGAAAACUUGAAUUCCCGAAGAAAAUAAUAAUAAAAUGAAAUGAAAUAAUGCGAGGUAAAUUAGUAAACGCAUAACAGCGUUCGGACUUUUUGUGAAAUUGAGAUAUACUGUAUAGUAUAUUUGACUUUUUAUUAUUUAAUAGUCUUCUAUUUCGCAUUUUAGCGAGAUCGCUAAUUACACAAAAUUGUUACUUCCUGCUAGAAAAGUUUGUUGUAAUUUUCGGUAGAAACAUAUUACCGAAUUCCAGUGUCACAAGAUGGGAACGUAAAUCCCACGGAAAUUAUAUUUUUUACGCGAGGUCAUAUAUUUAUCUAACAUUGAUUUUAUACUGAAGAUUCUAGUUUUGUAUUUAGUUCAAAGUUCUUGUUCGUGAGAGAUGCAAACUAUUUUGUUAUAGCCUUUCAACCAAGUUUAGCCUACGCUUAAGUCGGAAAAGCGCUCCUUCACUUGUUUUCUCAACCCAGAGAAAAAAUCGAGCCCUUUAUCUUCAAUGUAAAUGUAUCAAAGUUCCAGAUUAUCCUUUUUUCUUACCAUUCCUCCGGGGGGAUUCUCAUAAAAUGCUUCCAAGAAUGAAGAAGUCACCCCAUGGAAGUCCCAUUUUCUUUUUCAUUAAUUCCGUUGUUUUUUUCGUCAAAAGCAUAUAUAUAUAUAUAUAUAUAUAUAUAUAUAUAUAUAUAUAUAUAUAUAUAUAUAUAUAUAUAUAUAUAUAUAUGUUCGUUGGUGAGAAGUGGCUGGAUACAGCAUGGGAGGUUCCCCCACAAGUGCUUCCCUAGAACCUCCCAUUAUGCCUCUCGGCCCUUCUCUCUUAUGUCUGGACUUUCCUUGCGAUCCUUGUGAUACACUUCCUACUUGCAUCAUUUACCUAUUAUUAUACAUUUUUCGUUUGUUCUAAUGAAACAACUUUGUCUCGAGUGUCACCCAUAUUGACUGUUCCGAGACACUCCUUAAUCAUGCCUUUAUGCAUUGAGGACGAAAGGUAAUAUUCACCUGUUUCGAGUAGCAUCUCGAAUAAUUGAGUUACCUUCCUGUGACUGAUACUGUGAGAAACAAAAGACAACUCUAUACCAAAAGGAAAAGGUGUCAGUCACCUAAAUCGAAACACUGAAAGCAGUACAACAGAUUAUGCUUCUCACGUUACAUACAAAUUUCUAAAUGGAGUCUUUCUGCCUUGUGAUGAGGAGGGGGGGGGGCUCCCGCUCGCCGCGAAAGGGAGUCUCGCUUCCCUUAAAAAAAAAAACAUCACAAGGGUAUCCGAGGUGCCUAUGCUACACAUAAUUUACUUGUGCCAAAAAGAGAUUGUGGCAAAUGUUACAUGUGUCUGGAUAUGUAGAUAGAUUUUGAUUGUUUACAUGUUCUAUUCAAUGUAAGACUCAUUGUAUGUGUUCAGACCUGGGAAAUGAUUUAUCAGACUUGAUUAUUGAAAUAAAUGUUUAUAUCUGUAUUUUA